AGAGAGGUAGGGAUAGAGGGAGGGAGAGAGAGAGAGAGAAAGAAAAGGAGAGAGGAUAAGAGUAAUGGCUGAAAAGAGUAGGACACAGAGACGUAAGUGCUCUAAUGAGGUGUGUGGUAGGGGAUGAACUGAGAUGACUCCAGGGCGAAGGGAUGAAGGGACAUAAUGGACAACACAGCGGACGACUGGAUGGAUAGAAGGAUAAAAAAGAAAGACAAAACUGACAGCUUUUUUUUCUCUCCGCAGGGACGUCAGUGAUAACAGUGACGGCCACAGAUGCUGACGACAUCUCCUAUGGCAACAGCGCCCGCGUGGUCUACAGCAUCCUCCAGGGCCAGCCCUACUUCUCCGUGGAGCCCAACACAGGCGUCAUCCGGACGGCCCUGCAGGACAUGAACAGGGAGAACCGGGAGCACUACCAGGUGGUGAUCCAGGCCAAGGACAUGGCCGGCCAGAUGGGGGGGCUGUCAGGGACCACCACCGUCAGCAUCACGCUCAGCGACGUCAACAACAACCCGCCACGCUUCCCCCAGGGUGUGUAUCAGUUCAGCAUUCCUGAGUCGGCACAGCCAGGCUCAGUGAUCGGCGUUCUUCACGCGCGGGACAACGAUGUAGGCAGGAACGCAGAGAUGGAGUACAAAAUCACCAGCGAGGACGGACGCGACAUCUUCAAGAUCAGCACCGACAAGGACACUCAGGAGGGGGUCCUCACCCUUAACCGACACGUGGACUACGAGACCAAGCGCAUGCACACGCUGCGGGUGCAGGUGGACAACCGCUACCUGGACCCACGCUUCCGCUCUCUGGGGCCGUUCCACGACACGGCACUGGUCAAGGUGGCGGUGGAGGACGAGAACGAGCCGCCCGUCUUCCAGCGGUCGUCAUACGUGAUGGAGGUGCUGGAGAGCGCCCCCGUGGGCACCAUCGUAGGGGCAGUCAGCGCCAUGGACCCCGACAAUAACCGCAGCCCUGUCAGGUACUCUGUCGACCGGCACACAGAUAUGGACCGCGUCUUCAAUGUGUACCCGGGGAACGGCUCGGUCUACCUUCAGAAGACCCUGGACCGUGAAACGCUACCCUGGCACAACAUCUCCAUCAGGGCAGAGGAGUUCAACAAUCUGAACCAGAUCAGCCGGGUGCCCGUAUCCAUCAAAGUCCUGGAUGUCAACGACAACCCCCCGAUCUUCGCCACCUUCUACGAGACCUUUGUCUGUGAAAACGCCAAAGCUGGACAGAGGAUUCAGAUGAUCAGCGCCACUGAUCCAGACGAGCCAAUCGGGGGUCAGCGCUUCUCGUUCCGUCUAGCGCCUGAAGCCUCGGUCAAAGCCAACUUCACAGUCCGAGACAAUAACGACAACACGGCGAUGAUCCUGACGCUGCGCAGCGGCUACAGCCGCCUCCACCGCAGCCGCUACCUCAUCCCCGUGGUGAUCGCGGACGGCGGGAGCCCCAUGCUGAGCAGCACCAACACGCUGACCGUGCGCGUGUGCUCGUGCGACCGCGACGGCAACAUGAAGCUGUGCAACGCCGAGGCCCAGGCACUGACCGCUGGCCUCAGCACCGGAGCACUGGUGGCCAUACUGCUGUGCGUCUGCAUACUACUGAUAGUCAUGGUGCUGGUGGUGCUGUUUGCCGCCCUGCGGCGUCAGCGUAAGAAGGAGCCGCUGAUCAUCUCCAAGGAGGACGUGCGCGACAACGUGGUCAGCUACAACGACGAGGGUGGCGGCGAGGAGGACACGCAGGCCUUCGACAUCGGCACGCUGCGAAACCCCGAGGCGCUGGAGGACAGCAAGCUGCGCCGCGACAUCAUGCCCGACGCCCUCUUCUCCCCGUUGCCGCGGAGACCGCCCCCGUCCGCGGUCGCCGGCGCGGCGCCAGGGGCCCUCCGGGACAACGCCGACGUGCGGGACUUCAUCGCCCAGCGGCUGGCGGAGAACGACUCGGACCCGACGGCGCCGCCGUACGACUCGCUGGCCACCUACGCGUACGAGGGCAGCGGGUCGGUGGCGCACAGCCUCAGCUCGCUGGAGUCGGCCGCCAGCGACGGUGACCACGACUACAACUACCUGAGCGACUGGGGCCCGCGCUUCAAGAAGCUCGCCGACAUGUACGGCACCGAGGACAGCGACAAGGAUUCAUAACGCCGCCGCGUGAGUGACCACCAGGGACUUGGAGGAGGAACGGUCAAGAAAAAACACACACACACACACACACACACACACACACAACAAACAGUCCCUUACACAAACUCGGUCUCUCUCUCUCUCACACACAUACACACACACAAAUAAACUAGAGCGGACAUUGUGCACUGUGCAGGCUCUGGGGACACACUGCCCCCAGUGGCUCAGACAUGCGUCACGAGAAAGACGGGAACUCCUGCAAAGGCUUCGACUUUCUAUCUUCUUUUCUCUUUUCUGUUGUCUUUUCUUUUCCCCCAAGUGCCCUUUUUAAAAAGAACCGCUGUCACACCACUAAGCCUGAGCCUUUGGGACAACCAGGAAGUACCUCUCAUCGCUUGACCUCAAGCCGUGCAGAACAGAGCCCCGACCUCUGACCUUUGAAUCCUGGGCUGAUAUUAGUCAGUAUUAGUUGCUCCCGCUCAGAGCAGUGAAGACCUCUGAUGAAGAAAAAAAAAACAACAAAAAAAAACAUGAGUGACAGACUUCUCUUCUCAGCCCUGACUCUGUAUAGGAAAUACUUUUACUUUUGUCCUGUCUUUUUAAUUUUCUCAAAGCAUCUGUUACACUUAUGGAAAAGUGGGCAGUUAUGAAGAUGUAUUCACAUGCACAUGCACACACACACACACAGACACACACACAAAUUCAUAAUCACCCACAACCCAUGCUGAAGCUAAUAGACACAUCACAGUGUUUUGGGGGAGGGGAUGUAUUGGCGUAUUGUGAGUUUGAUGACUAUGUUUACUGUAACUCAGAUACAAUAUGCUGCCUUAUUGUGUUUGUUGGUUAGACACACACACACACACACACACACACACACACAGUAGACACAGAGAAUUCUCCACAGUCGCCAGGUUCAACACAAAAAUACCUUUGGACCCCCACUUCACUUAAAAUCACACCUCAAUAUACACCAAAAUAAACAUCUCAAAUCCAAAAGACAUCAAAAGUGUAAAUCAAGUGUAAAUCAACCCAUAAUGCUCCAAUGCAAAGCAAUGCAUAAUGCUAAAUGGUUGAAGCUAGAAAAGGUUUUAUGUGUGUGUGUGCGUGUAUGUAAUUGAGUGAGAAAAUUCUGUUAGUUAUUCUUGACUGCACUAGGUGAAGCGUCACUGUUCCAGACAAAGCGCGGGUCUCUUAAACUAGUCUGUCGACUCCAAAUGGCACAGCUUGGUUUCGGUCCAGAUACUCUACACAAAAGAGGUAAGCAGUGUGAAGUAGUGAAGUGAGAAGGAAAAGAAACUGUCAAUGAAAAAAAAAAGUGGAAAGAUGUUGUAGAAAAGGAAAAAGAGCAGUUAGAGAUUUAAUCUUACAGGGCAAGAUGGUAAAAUCAAUAGAACCGAAAGAGAAAGAUUUGAGACAAACUGCAUCCAAACACACACACACACAGACACACACACACAACCGUUUGGUAGAGCCAAGCACUUUGAUAGGUCCGAAGAAAUGCAACCAAGCAAAGACUGCAAUAUUCCCCAGGUCACAUUGUCCAAAUCCUCACAGGUCAUUAAUUACACAUCAAUUACUCAUUUAUAAACACAUGAAUACUGUAAUUACAACCCACUCCACUCAACCAUCUCUCUUAGGCUACACAUAGGAGUCAAAAAAUAUUUCAACACACACACACAAACCAUUCCACCUAUUAUAUACUAGCUAAUAUGACACUGUUUUCCAGUAGCCGGUGGAUUAGUAUAGACAGUCGGUGGGGAGGGGAGGGUUAGACACGUUUGUGGUGACUAUUUGUGAAAGCACUUAAUUUGGCUUCUUUACAAGCCUUUAGCUGAGAGCUUUUUACACAGACUGGAGACAAAUGUUGCUGGAUUACCACACAUUAACAAGAACACUACUGAAGACGAAGGCGGAUGAUCAUCGGAGUGGUUUUGUUGUUGUUGUUAUCGCUGUGACAGGAGACUGAAGGAACUCGGAAAAUAUCGUACAUACAGAGAAAACGGACAAGGUGGUCUUCCACUCCGGGACGUGGAACAAACAAAUGAACAAAUGACAGAACGGAACGGACGACCGUCAGGAUCACUAGACAGCUUUGUGUGCGCGUGCGCACUCUCUCUCUCUGAAUGUUUGUGUAGAUACAGGAAGCCUGGCUGCAGAGCCUGCCCGUGUGUCUCAUGUCCCGUGGGUGAAGUCGUGUAGUCUGACUGUGCGAGUUUGUGCAUUUUAUUUUUAUUUUGGGGGGAGGGUGGGGUGGGGGGGGGGGUGGGGGUCCUCUUUUCUUUUCUUUGUCGCUUCGACUGCGAGAGCAUCACACAGGCAGGUGCCUCCACCAGUCAUCUACGCUUUGUACGAUGUGAUAUUUUGUACCAAAAUAUUUAUAUAACUCUGUAUGAUUAAAAAUAUGUUGAAAGUCCA
Messenger RNA from Alosa sapidissima (American shad), 4538 nucleotides. Its product is annotated as cadherin-6-like. Lineage: Eukaryota; Metazoa; Chordata; Actinopteri; Clupeiformes; Clupeidae. Gene Ontology annotation, biological process: cell morphogenesis; multicellular organism development; adherens junction organization. Gene Ontology annotation, molecular function: calcium ion binding; cadherin binding. Gene Ontology annotation, cellular component: adherens junction; plasma membrane; catenin complex. Bases 393 to 2141 code for a protein of 582 amino acids. The record is from RefSeq and is a predicted model, not a curated record. The transcript has 10 exons.